AUGGUGGUCACCAGAUUUGGAAGCCACAAACAGCAGAAGAAACCUCAGACGUUCCAAGAUUACUCAACUCUUCUCAUUUUUAUUGCAGUCUUUCGGCAACAGGAAGUGGAUUUUGAGAACAUCACUUUCGGAUAUUCACCAUACUCUGACAUUGAAGAUGUCACUCCCUGCAACCAAGAAGAGACCAAGAUCUUUGACAAACGUUUUGUGCCAGCGUUUUACUCCAUCAUGUUCAUCCUUGGAUUGCUGGGAAAUAGUCUGGUCAUAGUGGUCAUGCUGGCUCAGCGUAAACAGAAAAUACAGAGCACGGAUAUGUUUAUUUUACACCUGGCUGUUGCUGACAUCUUGCUGGCUGUCACUCUCCCAUUCUGGGCAGUGCAGACAACUUCAGGUUGGAUUUUUGGUGAGGCCUCUUGUAAAAUUGUGGCAUCCGUUUUCAAAAUCAACUUCUACGCUGGUACCUUUCUCCUUGCCUGUAUCAGCUCUGAUCGCUAUUUCUCAAUAGUGUUUGCUGUCCAGAUCUACAAGAAGCACAGGCUACACCACGUACACUUGAGUUGUUUAGUUGUUUGGAUCACCUGCAUUCUACUUUGUAUUCCUGACGCCUAUUUUUAUUCUGUUAACUUUGAGGCCCGUACUAAUAUGACUGAGUGCGAGCCUUUUUUUCCUCAGUUUGCAUCGAAGAAGUGGAAAGUAGGCAUGUCAUUUUUAUAUCACAUCUGUGGCUUCUUGCUACCUUUUACUAGUAUGCUGUUUUGCUAUUCACAUAUUGUAAUUACGCUGCUUAAAUCCAAAGGGUUUAAGAAACAGAAAGCACUCCGCCUAAUUAUUGCUGUUGUGAUGGCCUUCUUCUUUUGCUGGGCACCAUAUAAUGUUGUGGCCUUCGUGGACACCCUGAAUAUGCUGGGUAGCUUUGAAGCUAACUGUAGCUUUCAAAAAAACAUUGACAUUGCAUUGUCCAUUACUUCCGGUCUCUGCUACUUUCACAGUUGCUUAAACCCAGUGCUCUAUGUUUUUAUUGGAGAAAAAUUCAGAAGUAACCUAGCCGAGCUACUGGUUCACACAAGAAUGUGUCCAUAUCUCGCGGCAAAAUUUGUCAGAAGGCGAACACCUUCAACAAGGUCUUCUACAUGGUCAGAUUCUGGGGAUACAUCUUUGUCUGGAAUUUAUUAGAGAAUGAAAGGGGAGACAAAAAGGACUGCUUAUGA
Nanorana parkeri is the source of this 1208-nucleotide messenger RNA. Its product is annotated as C-X-C chemokine receptor type 3-like. NCBI's taxonomy places the organism in Eukaryota, Metazoa, Chordata, Amphibia, Anura, Dicroglossidae. The record is from RefSeq and is a predicted model, not a curated record. The transcript is spliced from 2 exons. Gene Ontology annotation, cellular component: membrane. Bases 1 to 1173 code for a protein of 390 amino acids. Gene Ontology annotation, biological process: chemotaxis; G protein-coupled receptor signaling pathway; regulation of leukocyte migration. Gene Ontology annotation, molecular function: C-X-C chemokine receptor activity.